UUUAGGAAUAAUAAUUGAAUAAAUUUCUAUCCUUACAAACAUCUCUACAUCUCACUUAGAUCUAAAAGUAAUCUUAAAAUCUGUAUCUGAAUUAUAUAAUGAUUGAUCUCCUGUAAUUGAAUCGCUGAUCAGUGAUUAAUUGUAUAAAGCCACUUACCUCUUCUAGUUUUCUGUGGUUCGUAGUUUAAAAAUGUGGUGUUUUUUUUGUUUUAUUUACAUAUAUAGCAACUAAAUGCGUACUGUUCCCAUUGUUUUAGCUAGAAUAUACUGUAUAUAACAAUGCAGAUUGCUUUACUUUAAAAUUUAAAUUUUUACAAAGUUUAGGGCAAAUUUUUUAGGAUUUUCUAUAAUUUUUUGUAAUUUUUUUCGUUAAGAAAUGUUGGUAGGUGUAUUUGUGUGUUCAAAAUCGUAUUAUAAUUAUCGGAAAGUAGAAAAUUUAUUAACUCUCUGCGAUAUUUUCGCCUUCUUUUGCCAUAUUUUUUUUAUUAGUUUAUCAACUUCUUACAGUUUUAUUGUUGUGUGUGCUUGAAUAGAUUAAAUACUAUUUAACAAAUUUAGUUGUUUAAUAACAUUGCAACAUUUAAAUAAUUCUAACACUUAUCAUUUCAGCAAAAACCGACAAAUUUAUAUAGUUUUAAACAAAUAAAUGUAGUAGAAUUGACAUAAACCGAGCUGUUUCACAUUUAUGAGUUGAGAGUUAAUCACUUAUUUUCUAAUAAUAAACUUUUUAAUUGAGUACGACAAAAGCCUCACAGUAGAAAUAAGAAAGCCAGCGGUCGUAAAGCGAGGAAAGUAUUAAUUUGGGUUAAUCAAUGAAUAAUAAGUAGCCAGAAAUUUUCUAAGUAUACGAACUACAAUCUGUAAAUCCUUCAGGCAAUUUUCUAUAAAUCUUCUCUGUUUAGGGAGAGGAUAUCAGUAACUUGAAGGUAUACGAUGUCAAAAUUCUGUUCGAUAGAAGAUACGCUGAAGUAAGGUAAUAUGUAAAUGAAAAGUAGUAGACAUUUGUGACUGAAAAGUAUAACUUAGUAGUAAAUCCGAUAAAAAUAGUUGUAAUACCGUGGAAUAUAGAAGCUUAUAAAGUUUAAAAGUAGCAAUAACUUUGCUUAUUCAUUUACAGUUACACAAGAGGUGCACAACGAGUUUUCACUUGUUUCUAAAUGUUCAUCGCCAGAUUCAUAAUCCUCAUAUUAUGUCAGUUAUAAAUUAGAAAUAUCAGACAUUCUGAAAAUAUAAUUACUUUAAUUUUAAGAAUUUACGUUAUUGUUGAAACCUCCUUUCGUACUAAUCAGUGAAGAACAGAAUUACAGCUCAGUUAUUAGUAGGUAACUUGUAAUUGUAUAAAUUUUAGUGAAAACACCUAAAUUAAAUUGGGUAAAAAAAUAGUGAUCUACUGAAAAUAUGGCCCAAUAAAUUCUGAUAGUUUAAUGCAAUAUUUUGAAUAUUCCCGAUUCUGUAGGUGUGGGAUCUACACCAUACACACACUUCUCUGUUUUCAUAUUAUCGAUUUUUAAUAACUUAGGUAAGUGACUUAAUGAAGGUAAGGGUUAAGUACAAAACUCUUACUUUUACACGUAAAUUUUCACUGAAAUUAAACUACCGUAUACUUCUGUAAUCCACACUUUUAUAUUACAAAUUUAACAAAUUUUGAAUUAUUUUUUUUCUUUUGGAGAUAAUCAACCGAAGUCGCAGUCCCAAUCUGCUGUAUUGCCUGGAAGUAGUCAGGUGUCAGCUGCAUCUGGAUCUAGACAAAAUGAAAGACCUACAACCAGUACACAAGCAGCCAGAGCAGCACCCGCUGGAACUAUUCAAGAGGAACAACAGACAGAUCCAGAAAGGGUUACUGAGGUCGAAAGAACCUCAACUCGCAGAGAGGGUGGACAACCAUCUUCAAUGGCUCUGGCUUCGAUAGAACAAUCAGAAACUAAAGUCGAGUUUCUUUCACGUGCUAUGAAGAGACUGGGUCUAGAGAUGACUUUUACUGGUUCUGAGCGUCAUAAAUUCGCUAAGCGACCUGGAAUUGGAUUACAAGGUAAAAAGAUCGAUUUAAUAGCAAAUUACUUUCCGAUAGACAUACCAGAAGGCGAAAUAUACCAUUAUGACGUACAUAUUGAAAAGCUUGUACCUGUAAAGGAUGCGGGUGACAGCGAAGGUCUGCCCAAACAUAAAAAGUACAAAUGCCAAAAUACAAAACAAAAGAGAAAUGUUAUAGAAGCGAUGAUUAGGGAUGUGGCCAUGUUUAAAAAUAUUCUACCAGCAUUUGACGGUGAAAAAAAUUUAUAUACUAGAAACUUACUACCAUUCAAAAAAGAGAAAACAUUUACUGUAAAACUUACGGACGACUUUAAUCCAAAAGACAAGAUAAGUUACGAAAUCCAAAUGAAACCGGUGAAUAGAAAAGAUACAAUGAAGAGAUCGGCAGAAAACUCAAUUAAUUUAGAACCAUUACAUCAGUUGUUAGCUGGAAGAUGCAGUGAUAUAACGGAGGGUAUCUUAAUGGGAAUCAUGGCGAUAGAAACCAUACUAAGACACGGUCCUGCCUUACGAUUGGUGCCAGUUGGAAGAUCAUUCUUCACCAAACCACAUUCGGACGAAGUUCCGCUUUUGAGUGGAGGAAGAGAAAUUUGGUUCGGUCACCAUCAAAGUAUGCAACUGUGCCAAUGGAAACCUAUGCUUAACAUAGAUAAAUCAGCAACAACCUUUUAUAAAAGCUGUUCCGUUAUCGAGUUUAUGUUCGAAGUGUUAAAUAUGAGUACUGAAAACAUCGAGUUGUCUUUAAGACAGUUCAGAAGUCUGACCGAUGCCGAAAGGAGGACAUUAGCCAAAGAAAUGAAGAACUUAAGAGUUGAAGUAACUCAUUUGCCUUAUCCUCGAAAGUAUCGAGUUCGAGAUAUAACAAGAGAAAAUGCAAAUAAUACAUUUUUCAUCAGAAAAAUUGAUAACGAAGAUGUUAGAUGUUCGGUAUCUGAAUAUUUUCGUACCACAUAUAGAAAAUUACAAUACCCAAACUUACCUUGUUUAAACGUGGGAAGUGAAAAAAAAGCUGUGCAUUUGCCAAUGGAGGUGUGCAAUAUUGUUGAAGGGCAACACUGCAAUAAGAAGCUGACUGAAAAACAAACAUCUGAUAUGAUUCGCUACACGGCUCGUCCUCCUGCCCAGAGGUUCAAUGAUAUAAAAGAAUCAAUUAAUGCUGUCUUGAAAGAUUUCGAACCGUUCUCCAGAGAAUUUGGCAUUCGGGUAAGUCCGAAACCCGUAAAUUUUACAGGCAGAGUAUUAAAUGCUCCACAAAUAACGUAUCAACAAAAUCAGGCCAUCACACCUUUCAACGGAAGCUGGGAUAUGAAAGGCAAAAGAUUUUUUACAGGAGCAAGUAUAGAAAAAUGGAUGCUGCUCAGCUUCUCGACUGCUAGAUUCUGCGACGAAAAUGCUCUGGAUAAUUUUGUGAGAAUGCUUAUAAACGGUGGAAGAAACGUAGGAGUAUAUUUUGCACCACCCCUCGUAACUAAACGCUUUACCCAUCGCGAUGGAAGGCCAGCAGAUUUACUUAGACGAGCAAAGAAUAUGUAUAAAGAUCUGCAAUUAGCCGUAAUAGUGCUGCCAGCAGGAAAUAUCUACUCGGAGAUAAAAACUGUUGCAGAAACAGAACUAGGUCUUAUGACGCAGUGUAUAAAGGACGUAAACGCCACGGGUAGAAAAUGUAACCCUCAGUUAAUAUGUAAUUUAUGUCAGAAAAUUAAUGCUAAAAUGGGCGAGGUUAACAAUUCUUUAUCGCAAGCAGACAAACCUGCAAUUUUCAAGAAACCUGUAAUCAUCGUAGGGGUGGACUGCACCCAUCCCGCUCCAGGUGACAAAACAGGGUAUUCGAUAGCAGCAGUAGUGGGAAGUCUGGAUUCGUAUCCUAGCAAAUUUACGGCUUCUGUUCGACUACAGCAUAAGAGACAGAAGGUAGAAGGCAAAACAUACGGACAGGAUAUUGUGAUCGAUCUGAAGGAGAUGAUGAAAGAAAUUUUGCUGGAAUUUUUCAAAACAACGAAAGGAAAAAAACCGGAAAAAAUUAUUAUUUUUAGAGACGGAAUUAGCGAAGGCGAAUACCAGAAUGUGAUGGAGUACGAAAUGAGAAAAAUUAGAAAUGCCUGUAAAGAAAUGGCUCAAGAAGAGACCUACGAACCACCAAUCACAUUCAUCGUAAUUGAUAAACGUCAUCAUACACGUCUUCUUCCUACAGAUCCGAGAGACGGUGUUGGAAGACCUGGAAAUGUCCCACCCGGUACUAUAGUGGAUACUAACAUCGUACAUCCGUUUUUCUACGAUUUCUUUUUAUGCAGUCAUAUAGGCAUACAAGGGACAAGCAGACCUUCCCACUACACGGUUCUUUGGGACGACAAUAACUUCACAGCUGACCAGCUUCAGCUGUUAACUUACUCUUUAUGCCACACUUACGUAAGAUGUACCAGGAGCAUAUCCGUACCGUGUCCGGUUAUGUAUGCUCACCUUGCGGCAUUCAGAGCAAAACAUUACCUAAUAGCCAAAACUGAAGAUGUAUCGAGUAGCGAAACCUCCGAAAGCGAAGGCGAAGAGGUAAUUAUACCAGAAAGCAUGAAAGAAGCCAUUAGAGUAGUUAAAUCUAUGCAAAAUCGAAUGUAUUUUGUAUAAAUUUUCAUGCUAAUGUUUAACAUUUUAUCAAAAACACUAACGAUAUAUUGUACUCGAACAAUCUCUUUUUACAUACUUUUUGCAUACAUAGAGUUAUAUAUUUUUAAUUUUAAAUUAGUCAUAAAGUCUUUCUGAUAGAAAUGACGACAUUUAUAGUGAUGAUAAAGAAUGUGACUUUGUAAGUACAAAGUCUAAGUAUUUUUAAGUAAUUCUUUUAACAUAGAAUAAAUGGUUAUUUGAUUGAAACAUAAUUUGUUUUUUAAAGUUAAUUUUUAUAUAAAUGAUUUACUUACGAAUUUCUGACUGCGGUCUUUAAAAACAUAAGAAAUUAUUAAUUAACUAGACAUAAAUAGUAACCAUAAUCUUAUCUUUAUACAUUUGAAAAAACACGUAUAGAAGUUAAUACCCGUUCAAAUAAAAUAAAUAUUAAUGGUAAAAGAACGCAAUCUCAAUGCAUAACACUAUACAGUUAUACUGCGGACUAGAUUUACUAUAAAUUCAAUUUAGUCACUCCAUGAAAAAACACAAAAAAGAACAAUAUACAAAACUUGUGUAAAAUUUGUAAUUGGGCUGCAAUUUGAAAGAAUUGUGUACCUCUAAAUUUCGACUGAAGUCGUGGAUUUCUUAAUCACACCAGACACAAUAGGUUACAAACGCGUAAUACCGAGGUAUGAAACAAAGACACGAUUCC
Centruroides sculpturatus (bark scorpion) is the source of this 5341-nucleotide messenger RNA. Its product is annotated as protein argonaute-2-like. The record is from RefSeq and is a predicted model, not a curated record. The transcript has 3 exons. NCBI's taxonomy places the organism in Eukaryota, Metazoa, Arthropoda, Arachnida, Scorpiones, Buthidae. Gene Ontology annotation, molecular function: RNA binding; protein binding. The coding region runs from base 1891 to 4650 and encodes 919 amino acids.